Amyelois transitella is the source of this 1740-nucleotide messenger RNA. RefSeq lists its product as uncharacterized. The transcript is spliced from 11 exons. Gene Ontology annotation, molecular function: oxidoreductase activity, acting on the CH-OH group of donors, NAD or NADP as acceptor. Gene Ontology annotation, cellular component: cytoplasm. The coding region runs from base 42 to 1703 and encodes 553 amino acids. The record is from RefSeq and is a predicted model, not a curated record. NCBI's taxonomy places the organism in Eukaryota, Metazoa, Arthropoda, Insecta, Lepidoptera, Pyralidae.
UCGCAUUAUUUUAAAAUAUCGACAAUUGUUUAACCAAAGCAAUGGCUUAUGAAUGGAAAAAUAAAGUUGUACUUAUAACAGGAGCAUCUGGCGGCAUCGGUGCUCUGAUAGUUAGAAAAUUAGUAGAGUUUGAAAAUGUCAAGAAUGUGACAAUCUUUGAUGUAGAUGAUGAAGGUAAAAACCUAGAGAAGGAGCUCAAUACAAAAUUUGGAAGUAAUAAAGUUACCUUUUUUAAAUGUGAUAUCACCAAAGAUGACGAGUUAAAUGCUGGAUUCAAGAUGAUCUUAGAUCGGUUUGGAUAUCUGGACGUGCUUGUAAAUAAUGCUGGUAUUAUGAACGAUAGCUAUGAGGCAUACAAGAAAAUGGUUGAAGUUAAUGUGACUGCCCUGUACACUUGCACAUUAAAAGCAUUGGAAGUGAUGCGCAAAGACGAGGGUGGUCGUGGAGGUACCAUUAUCAACACAGCUUCAAUAGUCAGUCUAUAUCAACUGUCUGCUACUCCAAUGUACGCCGGUACCAAAAGUGCAGUGUUACAAUUCACUCUUUGUCUAAGUCUGGAUGAGUACUAUUUAAGGACAGGCGUCCGAUUGAUAGCAAUCUGUUACGGCGCUACUACCACUUCUUUGCUGUUGGUACAAAAACUUGGGAGCUUUGAUAAAAGGAUACAUAACAACAUACAAAAUGUUUUGUUAGACGGCCUAUAUUUACAAAAACCUGAAAAUGCAGCCACUGCAUUGAUUGAUACAUACAAAAAUGGCCAAAAUGGCAGCACUUGGCUGUCUGUGAACGACAAACCAGCGAAGAAUAUCACUGACCAAGUUACAAAAGCGUACAAAAUUCUCUCUGACACCAUAGCCUAUAAAUGCCGCAGCUAUGUCAAGACGACAAUGGUAUACGAAUGGAAAGACAAAGUUGUGCUUAUAACUGGAGCAUCUAGAGGGAUCGGUGCUUUGAUUGUCAGAAAACUUGUCGAGUAUGAAAAAGUUAAGAACGUCACUAUCUUCGAUGUGAACGAGGAAGGAGUAGCUCUUGAAAAAGAGCUUAAUUCAAAAUUCGGAAAUGGAAAAGUGAUCUUUUUCAAAUGUGAUAUCACCAAAGAUGAUGAAUUGGAUGCAGGCUUUAAGAUGAUCAUAGAUCGCUUUGGAUAUAUAGACGUGAUUCUCAAUAACGCUGGCAUAUUAAACGAUGGUUACAAGACGUAUAAGAAAAUGAUUGAAGUAAAUGUGACUGCUUUAUGUACAUGCACAUUGAAAGGCCUGGAGCUGAUGAGGAAAGACCAAGGAGGUCGAGGUGGCACCAUUAUAAACACGGGUUCUAUCGCCAGUCUGAUUCAACACCCAUUGGCUCCCAUCUAUUGCAGUACUAAAAGUGCAGUAUUACAGUUUACUUUAUGUCUCAGUCUAGACGAUUUCUAUUCUAGGACAGGAGUACGUCUAAUGACAAUUUGUUACGGUGCCACUGACACGGCGAUGAUGUCCGCUCAAAAUAUAGAACACUUCGACAAAGAUAUUGAGAGCCGUAAGAAUGAGUUAAUAAAUGGACUGUAUGUACAGAAACCAGAAAACGCAGCUACUGGUUUAAUUGAUGCAUUCAAAAAUGGUGAAAAUGGAAGCACCUGGUUGUCUCACAAUGACAAACCUGUUAAAAACAUAACAGAAGAAGUUUCAAAAGCGUACAAGAUCCUCGGUGAAACGACUGCGUGACACUGCAAUAAAAUUUUACAAUUUCUUAAAAAAAUUA